AUGGAGGGCCUGGCCGGGUACGUGUACAAGGCGGCAAGCGAGGGGCGAGUGCUGACCCUGGCCGCGCUGCUCCUCAACCGCUCCGAGAGUGACAUCAAGUACCUGCUGGGCUACGUUAGCCAGCACGGCGGGCAGCGCUCCACCCCGCUCAUCAUCGCCGCCCGCAACGGGCACACCAAGGUGGUCCGCCUGCUCCUCGAGCACUACCGCGUGCAGACCCAGCAGACCGGCACGGUCCGCUUCGACGGCUUUGUCAUUGAUGGAGCCACAGCUCUCUGGUGUGCAGCAGGAGCCGGCCACUUUGAAGUAGUCAAAUUGCUGGUGAGUCACGGCGCCAAUGUGAAUCACACUACGGUGACCAACUCGACUCCCCUGCGGGCUGCGUGUUUUGAUGGCAGACUGGACAUUGUGAAAUACCUGGUAGAAAACAAUGCCAACAUCAGCAUUGCCAACAAGUACGACAACACUUGCCUUAUGAUUGCAGCUUACAAAGGUCACACGGACGUGGUGAGGUACCUCCUCGAGCAGCAUGCCGAUCCCAACGCCAAGGCCCACUGCGGUGCCACGGCGUUGCACUUUGCAGCCGAAGCCGGCCACUUGGAAAUAGUGAGGGAGCUGGUCAAGUGGAAGGCGGCGAUGAUGGUGAACGGCCAUGGGAUGACUCCGUUGAAAGUCGCUGCUGAGAGUUGCAAGGCCGACGUUGUAGAGCUGCUGCUUGCUCACGCCGACUGUGAUAGGAGAAGCCGGAUUGAAGCUCUGGAACUUUUGGGUGCCUCUUUUGCAAAUGACAGAGAAAACUAUGAUAUAAUGAAGACUUACCACUAUUUAUAUUUAGCGAUGCUGGAGAGGUACCGAGACAGCGAGAAUAUAAUUGAAAAAGAAGUUCUUCCACAAAUUGAAGCUUACGGAAACAGGACUGAAUGCAGGACUCCUCAGGAAUUAGAGUCUAUUAGGCAGGACAGAGAUGCCCUUCACAUGGAGGGCCUCAUUGUGCGAGAGAGAAUUCUGGGCUCGGACAAUAUCGACGUUUCUCACCCUAUUAUUUACCGGGGAGCUGUUUAUGCAGAUAACAUGGAGUUUGAACAGUGUAUUAAGCUAUGGCUCCAUGCAUUGCACCUAAGGCAAAAAGGCAAUAGGAACACUCAUAAGGACCUCCUGAGGUUUGCUCAAGUCUUUUCUCAGAUGAUACACUUAAACGAGCCUGUUAAAGCCAAGGACAUCGAGAGUGUUCUGAGGUGCAGCGUCUUGGAAAUAGAACAAGGCAUGUCCCGGAUCAAAACCACCCAAGACUCUGACAUCCACACAGCCAUGGACAACUACGAAUGCAACAUUUUUACUUUUCUCUACUUAGUCUGCAUCUCUACCAAGACCCAGUGCAGUGAAGAGGAUCAGUCGCGAAUCAACAAACAGAUUUAUAACCUGAUUCACCUUGAUCCCAGAACUCGGGAUGGCUCUAGUUUGCUGCACCACGCUGUCAAUUCCAGUACACCGGUUGAUGACUUCCACACAAAUGAUGUCUGCAGCUUUCCCAACGCGCUUGUCACAAAACUCUUGCUAGACUGUGGUGCUGACGUCAACGCUGUGGACAACGAAGGAAACAGUCCGCUCCACAUCAUUGUCCAAUAUCACAGGCCCAUCAGUGACUUCUUGACAUUGCAUUCCAUCAUCAUUAGCCUGGUGGAGGCUGGUGCUCAUACAGACAUGACGAAUAAGCAGAAGAAAACCCCUCUUGAUAAAAGUACAACAGGGGUGUCUGAAAUACUCCUUAAAACUCAAAUGAAGCUGAGUCUCAAGUGCCUGGCUGCCCGAGCAGUACGGAUCUAUAACAUCAGCUACCAAAACCAGAUCCCCAGAACUCUGGAAGAAUUUGUGAAGUUUCACUAG
Messenger RNA from Phaethon lepturus (White-tailed tropicbird), 1884 nucleotides. It is a transcript of the gene FEM1B, whose product is annotated as fem-1 homolog b (C. elegans). The transcript has 2 exons. Lineage: Eukaryota; Metazoa; Chordata; Aves; Phaethontiformes; Phaethontidae. The record is from RefSeq and is a predicted model, not a curated record. Bases 1 to 1884 code for a protein of 627 amino acids. Gene Ontology annotation, molecular function: protein binding.